AUGUUUUCGUCAAAUAGAGUCUGGCUUGUCACAGGUACAUCACUUGGGUUCGGUAAAGCGUAUAUUGAAGUUUUGUUGUCAAAAGGGUAUAAUGUUGCUGCUACUACAAGAACAAAAGCCAUCAUUGAAGCUGAAUUUGGUAAAGAGUCAGAACACUUUUUGCCGUUGAAUUUAAACGUGAAAAAUAAAGAAGAUGUAGUACGUGUUGUAUCUGAAGUGAAACUCAAAUUUGGUCGUAUUGACUGUCUCAUAAAUAAUGCGGGAUAUGCACUUGUUGGAUUUGUUGAAGAAGUUGAUGAGUAA
This is a messenger RNA of Entamoeba invadens IP1, 303 nucleotides long. Its product is annotated as 3-oxoacyl-acyl-carrier protein reductase, putative. The record is from RefSeq and is a predicted model, not a curated record. The coding region runs from base 1 to 303 and encodes 100 amino acids. NCBI's taxonomy places the organism in Eukaryota, Evosea, Mastigamoebida, Endamoebidae. The transcript has a single exon.